AUGCAGCUAAUGACAUGUACCAAUUUUGUUGGGAUGAUUGGGAAUCCACUUCUCAAGCUUGACAGGGAUGUCCCUGCAACCUAUGAGUAUUUCUGGUCUCAUGGAAUGAUCUCUGAUGAAAUAUUUCUAGCGAUCAGCCACAGUUGUGAUUUUGAGGAUUACACCUUCAAUAGCCCCCACAACGAGAGCAAGUCAUGCAAUGAUGCCAUUGCAGAAGCCAACAAUAUAGUUGGGGAGUAUAUCAACAACUAUGAUGUUAUUCUUGAUGUCUGCUACCCAUCAAUUGUGAUGCAGGAGCUACGGUUGCGAAAAUAUGCAACGAAAAUCAGUGUGGGAGUGGAUGUUUGCAUGACCUACGAAACGUUUUUCUAUUUCAAUCUACCAGAAGUGCAGCAGGCUCUGCAUGCCAAUAGGACACAUUUGAAAUAUCACUGGAGCAUGUGCAGUGAUAUCCUGAACUACAGCAAUACCGAUGGCAACAUCAACAUCUUGCCUACACUUCAAAGAAUUGUUGAGCACAAGAUACCACUUUGGGUGUUCAGCGGCGAUCAAGACUCUGUUGUGCCCUUGUUGGGCAGCCGCACCCUUGUGCGAGAGCUAGCUCACACCAUGGGGUUGCAUGUCACAGUCCCCUACAGCACUUGGUUCCGCAAAGGCCAGGUUGGAGGCUGGGUGACAGAGUAUGGCAACUUUCUGACCUUCGCCACAGUGCGAGGUGCAUCUCACAUGGUGCCAUUUGCACAGCCAGACCGCGCUCUCAGGCUAUUUCAGUCAAUUGUACUCGGGCAAAGACUACCAAACACAACCAAUCCACCAAUUGGGUAA
Molecule: messenger RNA, 825 nt
Organism: Miscanthus lutarioriparius
Lineage: Eukaryota; Viridiplantae; Streptophyta; Magnoliopsida; Poales; Poaceae
Source: the annotation of a GenBank genome assembly